AUGCCAAGGAUGUGUAAUGACCCCAAUUUCAACACUUGCCCAGACUAUGCAUUGGAUGUCUUUGCUAAUACUCAAGCUCAACUUAUUAAUAAGAACAUCAAUGAAGAACAGGUGAUACAGUUACUUAGGAAUUUUUGGGAAGCAAAUAACAAUGCAGACAAGGUCGCAUGGCAAUGUCAGAUAGCAAAUGAUAGGAAGAGCAUGCACAUUGCUGAGCAACUAGAAGAGGAUGAAUGCGAGAGACUUGAACAUGUUCAGGCUGAAGAGGAAGAAGCAAUGUGCAAGGAAGAUGGAAAGAAGAACAAACACAAAUUCACACCCAUCCUAGCUACUGGAAUCCCAGAUGAACAGGCCAUCAUGCCAUGCUUGUAUGCCCUUAGAAAAAUGGAUAAAGGAGAGUACGUCGAGCUAUGGUAUUUCACUAACAAGGGUCUGGAUGAAGCCAAUCAUAAGAAGAUGGUUGAUGAUGAUGCUAUGAUCAUGUCAACAUUAGUGGAUGGCUCAUCCACAUGGGUAUCAGCAGCAUCUACUUGCAAUGCUUGCACUGUCAUUAGUGAUGAUGACUUACUGUUUGAAGAAUUUUGUCAAGCCUGUCCACACAUGUUGACAAUAAUGGAAGAGACAGACUGGCCAGAAGAUAGAAUCAGAAUGAUGGCAAAGUUCUGGAGGAACAUUCAAGUCCACAAGUUCUGA
This is a messenger RNA of Suillus subaureus, 693 nucleotides long. RefSeq lists its product as uncharacterized. Bases 1 to 693 code for a protein of 230 amino acids. The transcript has a single exon. The record is from RefSeq and is a predicted model, not a curated record. NCBI's taxonomy places the organism in Eukaryota, Fungi, Basidiomycota, Agaricomycetes, Boletales, Suillaceae.